UGUUGUUCCUUCAGUGUGUCUAGUAGAGAGAGAGAGAGGGAGAGUAGACGUGUUGGCUGGGUUAUUUGUCAUUAUUAUAUCUCCCAGCCUUAAGAUUGUUCAAUAUGUUAUAGGCAACAUUACGUGAAUCACAAUAAACAUUAAUGGUAAAUUCUGUGUGAGUUUUAGGUAAGGUAAAGGAUUUUGUUAUAUAUACAGAGGUCUCAGUUAAACAGGCAAAAUGGGGAAGAGACAACACCAGAAAGAUAAAAUGUACCUGACCUCUACGGAGUGGUCAACACUGUAUGGUGGGUACAAGGCCUCAUCCCAUGCAGGGGCAAAAGCAAACUUCCGAAGGCUACCCUUAACCCACUGUGCUGUCUCUCUAUUGCCUUUUAGUCACCCAUACAUUGACCCCAAGGGAAAUGUAUUUGACCUUGAGGCCAUUCUUCCAUUUUUACGCAAGUUCAAAGUGAAUCCAGUUACAGGGGAGCCUUUAAGCGAAAAACAGUUGACAAAGGUAACCUUUCAUCGUGCAGCCACUGGGGAGUACCACUGUCCUGUGCUGUACAAACCUCUCACCAACACUUCCCAUGUUGUAGCUGUGAAAGCUACUGGGAAUGUUUUCUCAUAUGAAGCUGUAGAACAACUGAACAUUAAGGUUAAUAACUGGAGAGAGCUGCUUACAGACAAGCCAUUCACUAGAGAAGACCUUAUCAUCAUUCAGAACCCACAAGACCUAAGCAAGUAUAACAUCAGCAAAUUUCAUCACAUCAAAGAUAACCUCAAGGUUGAAAAUGAAGAAACAGUUCAAGCGCGCUCAGAUGCAUCGAUGCGUUUGAAAAAUGUAUCACAAGACACAAAGCAAAUUUUGGAUGAAUUCAAACGCACAUAUAAAGAAGCAGAUAAUAAAGAAGAGGCUGAAGAAAGAGUUGCAGAUAAGUUUAAUGCAGCCCACUACUCAACUGGGAAGGUAUCUGCCAGCUUUACCUCAACCUCUGUUGACGUGGAGACCAAGCAUGAAGCUGCAGUGCUGGAAGAUGAUGUUGUAAGGUACCAACGAGUUAAGAAAAAAGGAUAUGUAUCACUGAAAACUAACCUUGGCACUCUGAACUUGGAAGUAAACUGUGACUCAGUGCCCAGAGCCUCAGAAAACUUUUUAAGACUCUGUGACAAGGCAUACUACAACGGCACUAAGUUUCAUCGUUCAAUUCGUCAUUUUAUGAUACAAGGUGGAGAUCCAGAAGGCACUGGAAAGGGUGGAGAAAGUAUAUGGGGAGGCACAUUCAAGGAUGAAUUUCGCCCUAACUUGUCUCAUAAAGGUCGAGGCGUGCUCUCCAUGGCCAACUCUGGACCUAAUACCAACAAGAGUCAGUUUUUCAUCACAUAUCGUUCGUGUGCCCAUCUUGAUGGCAAGCACACAAUAUUUGGCCGUGUAGUUGGAGGUUUGGCAACAUUGUCUGCCAUGGAGGCCAUUGAAACUGAUAAUAAAGAUUCUCCAAUUGAAGAUAUUAUUUUGGAGGAAACAUCUAUUUUUGUGGACCCAUUCAAGGAAGCUGAUGAGGAGCUUGCAAAAGAGCGAAAAAUUGACUUUGAGAAGCGAAAAGCUGAAGAAGAUGAGUUGAAGAAUCGAAAACGUCCAAAGAUUAAAGAUGAUCAGCUCAAAGUGUUCCGUUCUGGAGUGGGCAAAUUUUUAGACUUGUCUGUGGCAUCAGUGUCGAAAGAAGAGGCUAAUGUAGCAACACAUCAGCAGAAGAAAAAGAAGGAAUCAACAUAUGGCUUCAAUGACUUCAGCAUUUUCUAAUAAUUUCAGUUAAUAUUACUACCUAAUACUGUGUACUGUAUUGUUUAAGGACUAAGGAAACUGGUAACUUCCCUAGGGGCUUUAUACUUGUAAAAUAAAUACUUGUACAUUUAACAGAAGUUUAUUUUUUAAAUGAUUCUACCAGUACAGUAAACCCUCGCUACUCUGAUUUUAUUUAUAUAUUAAAAAAAAAAGGGUAAUCUGGACCUAAUCAGGCCCAUUAUUGAUCUUUUAGGAAAAAUUAGCCCCAUCAAUUUUGUCACUUAAUUUAGAUGCCACAUAGUCCAUAUGGAUUCUCUACUAGAAAGUGCAAGAAUAUAAUGGAACAGAAUAUGAGUAGAGAAGCUGGAGUUACCAUGUUUACAUUACUGCAUCAUGUCCUAGAAAACACUCCCCAAAUACUCUAUACAAUUGUGAUACAGUAUUCUUGAUAAACUUGCCCUUCAAUUAAUCGAGAUAAUCAAGGGUUUACUGUAAUUAUGUUUGUAUGCCAACAAAAAGCAAAGUGUAGAACUGUAUUGUGGUGCCUUUGUUAGGAUUUAGGUUUUUGAGAUGUAAUUCACCUUUUCUUGUGCUAAUGAAAAUGAUAUUGGCUAGAUCCCACGCCCCCCAGUAAUAUGAGGGUCCAUAUUCAUUUUAAGAUCACUGGGUCAGUGGUUAAGACCUUUUACUUCUUUAACUUUUAUUUUUGUCUUUAAAUCAUAACUCAAGUUAUCCAGGCACCAAUAAAAUAAUGUAUAUUU
This is a messenger RNA of Homarus americanus (American lobster), 2526 nucleotides long. RefSeq names its product RING-type E3 ubiquitin-protein ligase PPIL2-like. Lineage: Eukaryota; Metazoa; Arthropoda; Malacostraca; Decapoda; Nephropidae. Gene Ontology annotation, cellular component: catalytic step 2 spliceosome. The transcript is spliced from 11 exons. Bases 221 to 1783 code for a protein of 520 amino acids. Gene Ontology annotation, biological process: protein polyubiquitination; protein peptidyl-prolyl isomerization; protein folding. The record is from RefSeq and is a predicted model, not a curated record. Gene Ontology annotation, molecular function: ubiquitin-ubiquitin ligase activity; peptidyl-prolyl cis-trans isomerase activity.